UCUUAUCCUCCAACAUACAUUACAUGGCUCUCCUCCUCAUUUUAAUUUGCAGAUAAACAAAUUUUGAGGUUGUCCUCCUCCACCCAACCGAUAAGGGGAGAGCGGAGCAGGAGAGCAGGAGAAGAGAAGGAGCAGGAGCAGGAGCAGGAGCAGGAGCACUCACCGAGUACAAGUAGCAAGCAAGCGUCCCCACCUCCUCCCUGUUAGGUUACUGCUGCUCUGCUCCCUCUGGCUCUGACUGAAGAGCAUCAAUGGCGAAGCCCAUCUCCAUCGAGGUGUGGAACCCCAGCGGCAAGUACCGCGUCGUCAGCACCAAGUCCAUGCCGGGCACCCGAUGGAUCCGCCUCCUCACCGACAACGACUGCCGCCUCGAGAUAUGCACCGAGCAGAAGACUAUCCUCUCCGUUGACGACAUCCUCGCCCUCAUAGGUGAUCGCUGCGACGGUGUCAUCGGACAGCUCACAGAGGACUGGGGUGAGGUGCUCUUCUCUGCGCUCAAGCGCGCCGGAGGGACAGCCUUCAGCAACAUGGCCGUCGGAUACAACAACGUCGACGUCCAAGCUGCCAACAGGAAUGGCAUCGCCAUCGGCAACACCCCUGGUGUUCUGACGGAGACGACGGCUGAGCUUGCGGCCUCGCUCUCGCUGGCGGCCGCCCGGAGAAUCGUCGAAGCCGAUCAGUUCAUGAGGGCUGGCCUCUACGACGGAUGGCUCCCGCACCUGUUCGUGGGGAACUUGCUCAAGGGGCAGACCGUUGGAGUGAUUGGAGCAGGCCGCAUUGGCUCUGCUUAUGCUAGGAUGAUGAUCGAGGGCUUCAAGAUGAAUCUCAUCUACUACGACCUGUAUCAGGCCACACGCCUUGAGAAGUUUGUCACAGCAUAUGGGCAGUUCCUGAAAGCAAACGGUGAGCAGCCUGUCACAUGGAAGAGGGCCGCCACCAUGGAGGAUGUCCUCAGGGAGGCCGAUGUGAUAAGUCUGCAUCCGGUGUUGGACAAGACUACUUACCAUCUUAUAAACCCGGAAAGGCUGGCCAUCAUGAAGAAGGAGGCGGUUCUUGUGAAUGCAAGCCGAGGGCCGGUGAUCGAUGAAGUUGCGUUGGUGGAGCACCUCAAGGCGAAUCCUAUGUUCCGCGUUGGUCUUGACGUCUUUGAGGAUGAGCCUUACAUGAAACCUGGACUGGCUGAGAUGAAGAAUGCCGUCGUUGUGCCUCACAUUGCAUCAGCCUCCAAGUGGACACGUGAAGGGAUGGCGACACUUGCUGCUCUCAACGUUCUUGGGAAGAUCAAGGGGUACCCGGUCUGGGGAAACCCCAAUCAGGUGGAGCCCUUCUUGAACGAGAAUGCGACGCCGCCGCCAGCUUGCCCGAGCAUCGUUAAUGCCAAACAACUCGGCCUGCCAUCUGCAAAGCUUUAGGCCUGCCAUGUUGCUAUAUGCCUUAUGGCAUGGCUUCAGCUGGAGGGUGAGGUGCAGCGCUUGCAGUCAGAUCAAUAACUUUGGAUCAGUUACGGUCCCGGAGCUUAAUUAUAUAUAUAGAUCGAAUUCAGCUUGGGGUUUGGGUAACAAUAACAGGCAUGCAACUUUUGGUCAAUCUAAUGUGUAAGUAUAUCUCUUUAAGUUUUCAGCGUUGAAUACAACACGAGUACUCUUUAUGUA
This is a messenger RNA of Phragmites australis (common reed), 1652 nucleotides long. RefSeq names its product glycerate dehydrogenase. Gene Ontology annotation, molecular function: hydroxypyruvate reductase [NAD(P)H] activity; glyoxylate reductase (NADPH) activity; hydroxypyruvate reductase (NADH) activity. Bases 252 to 1412 code for a protein of 386 amino acids. The record is from RefSeq and is a predicted model, not a curated record. NCBI's taxonomy places the organism in Eukaryota, Viridiplantae, Streptophyta, Magnoliopsida, Poales, Poaceae. Gene Ontology annotation, cellular component: cytosol. The transcript has 13 exons.